CGGGCGUUGCCUGGGGUGGAAAGUUUAAAAGCGGGUGUGUGUCCUGCUGUCCCUCAGCGGACGCGUCAAUCAACAUGAUCCCCAUUGUGCUGGCCUCAGUGCUCUUUGCUAGCGCCCUCGGGUGCGGCACCCCAACCAUUGAGCCCAUGAAUUCGCGUGUGGUCAAUGGAGUCGAUGCCAAGCCCCACAGCUGGCCCUGGCAGAUCUCGCUGCAGUAUGAGAGGGACGGUGAAUGGAGGCACACUUGUGGUGGAUCUCUGAUUGCUGCCAACUGGGUCAUGACUGCUGCACACUGCAUCAACACCAAGCUCUCCUACAGGGUGUUUGUGGGCAAACACAACCUGGUCGAGGAGGAGCCUGGCUCCCAGGCCAUCCUGCCCGAGAAGAUGAUCGUCCAUGAGAAAUGGAACUCCAUCUUCGUGGCCUUCGGAAACGACAUUGCUCUGAUCAAGCUGUCAGAGCCUGUGACUUUGAGUAACCAGGUGCAGCUGGCAUGUAUCCCUGCUGCUGGCGCUCUCCUCUCCAACCUGUACCCCUGCUACAUCACCGGAUGGGGCAGGCUGUACACUGGAGGCCCCAUCGCUGAUAAUCUGCAGCAGGCUCUGAUGCCUGUGGCUGAUCAUGCCACCUGCUCCAAGCCUGACUGGUGGGGUGUUGCUGUCAGGACCAGCAUGGUGUGUGCCGGCGGGGAUGGAAUCGUGGGUGGAUGCAACGGAGACUCUGGCGGCCCCCUUAACUGCAAGAACAGCCAAGGAGCCUGGGAGGUCCACGGCAUUGCCAGCUUCGUCUCCGGCCUUGGCUGCAACUAUGUGAAGAAACCCACUGUCUUCACCCGCGUCUCUGCCUUCAACGACUGGAUCGACAAGGUUAUGAUGAACAACUAAAGAAGAAGAAGUCUCAAUAAAAAUAAGACCCAGAAAACUAUUUGUAUUGUGUAACUCAAACCCCACCAGAUCGCAGCAAACCCAAAUGUGAUUAACUACACCCAGAUGCACGGUAACCGAACAAUGGUCUUUUUUGUUUUUUUUAAAAUCACAUGACAAACCCCGACUCUGCCCUCAUCUUUGGAGGUUUUCUGGAAAAAAAUACAAUGUAAACAAAUGUCCAGCAGGUGUCCUCAUACACUCAUGAUCGGGGAUUGGUUGUGACAGCUCUCCGAGAAAGGAACACAGUGCAAACUCCAGCGAAUAGAUGUGAUUCACUGCAAAUAGCCCAAAUAAAACAAGCAGGCGAUUCAGUUGCAUAGAGGAUGAUUAGAGUGAAUUGUGUGUGUGCUUCUUGACAUAGAGUAUGAAUCUAAUAUUCCUGCUUGAAACUGGUCCAGUUUGUCUUCAUGUCCUCUCAACAAUGACCCAUAUUUCUCAUCAGGGGCUUCUCUUUCCUCAUGAUAUCAGAAGGAGGCAGUGGCCAGAAUAGCAAAGUUAAGAUGAACACUUUGGUCAGAUUUUUAAAAAAUUUUGAUGAGGAUCAGAGAGUGAGUGGAGAGGGAAAAAUGAAGAGAGGAAUUAAAUUGGCUCCGACCUCCUU
Pleuronectes platessa (European plaice) is the source of this 1527-nucleotide messenger RNA. It is a transcript of the gene ela3l, whose product is annotated as elastase 3 like. Gene Ontology annotation, biological process: proteolysis. NCBI's taxonomy places the organism in Eukaryota, Metazoa, Chordata, Actinopteri, Pleuronectiformes, Pleuronectidae. Bases 75 to 884 code for a protein of 269 amino acids. Gene Ontology annotation, molecular function: serine-type endopeptidase activity. The transcript has 8 exons. The record is from RefSeq and is a predicted model, not a curated record.